GUAUUUUUGCAGGUAGCGCUGAUUGUAAACUAAACUUAAAAUUCGUAAAACUAAAAUAAUUAUGUGUAUAGAUGUAUAAAAAGACGUGCACGUUAAAACUCCUGUGUGAUUUUUCCAAAUUAAUUAGUGGUUUUUCGCUUUCUAUGAGAAUGCUUGAAAAAAUAUAACCUAUAGCUUGUGGACGAAGAGAGGCGCAAUCUUUCUGGAGAAGCACCACCUUUACCUAUCAUUACCUAUCAAUUGUAUCUAUACGUUAUGCAGAUAAAAUGAGAAUGCAAGCAACGCUCCGAAAUAUAUUCGUAUAGUACCUGUAAAUUAUAAAUAUUUGAUCCGGUAUGCACGUAAGUUAAAACAGAUAAUAAAUCACUUUAAUUAUCAAGAGAAAAACAGCUACAAGUCCCCAGUGCCGAGGGUGGCACUCGGCACCGGGAAGCAGACGAUUAUAUUACGUACCGUACGUGUAGAGGACAAACAUAUUGCUUAUUGCUGAAUUGCUGAUGGAGAGGUUGUAUAUAUAAUAUUGUACAUGUAGACGACCGCGUGGUCGAGACUUUUAGGCUGUUGUUGUUCCUGUUGAUAUCACCCGCAUUCCUCCAAACUUUUCAGGACAAAUUGUUAACAUGGAGUUUGGAGCAGGAGUUGAUGGUAACAUUGCCCAAAUAUCAGCAGAGCUUGCCAGAUAUGUGGAAGCAAUGAUGUCUCCAAACAUCACACAACAACAGCGUUUGGAGGUUUAUAAUGAAUGCGAACGUUUUAAAGAAUCAUCUCCACUUUGUGCUCAGUGUGGCUUAUUUUUGGCACAAAAGACACCUAACAAAAGUUCCAUCGUCAGACAUUUUGGACUUCAACUAAUGGAGCACUGUGUCAAAUACCGCUGGACACAAAUAACGCAGUCUGAAAAAAUUUUCAUCAAAGAAAAUGCCAUGAAACUCCUACAGGAAGGAACAGAACCACUGUUACAAGAAGAAAAUCACAUCAAAGACGCUCUAUCGCGAGUUGUUGUGGAAAUGAUUAAGAGAGAGUGGCCCCAACAAUGGCCAACACUACUUGCAGAACUUAGCCAAGCAUGUACAAGAGGAGAAAGCCAAACAGAACUGGUUCUCUUAGUGUUUUUGAGAUUAGUGGAAGACGUUGCUGUGUUAGAGACACUGGAAUCAAAUCAAAGAAGAAAAGAUAUUUAUCAAGCUCUGACUACCAACAUGGCACAAAUCUUUGAGUUUUUUUUAAAACUGAUGGAGACACACUUUUCUGAGUUUCAGAAGCAAACUUCUCUUGGUAGAACUGCCGAAGCAGCAGCCCAUAGUAGAGUAGUACAAGUUGUUCUUUUGACAUUAUCUGGUUUUGUGGAAUGGGUUUCCAUAAGCCACAUUAUGGCAGACAAGGGACGAUUACUGCAAAUAUUUUGCGUACUCUUGGGCAAUCCAACAUUUCGGUGUCAAGCAGCAGAGUGUUUAAAUCAAGUCGUGAAUCGAAAAGGAAAGGUCGAGGAUAGAAAACAAUUAAUGAUUCUCUUCACAGAGGAAGCAUUAAGGUGUAUAUAUGCCGCAGCAAUAGCAAGCCCUCCUUCUGGGUCAAGUGACUUGCUAGAAAAUCAUUAUUUGUUUUUAAAGAAGUUGGUUCAAGUUUUGAACGGCAUGGCAAUCCAGCUAUGUUCCUUGUGGGUUAAAGACGAUGUCAACGGUGUUCGUCCAGCUCAUUUUGGUCUUUAUCUUGACACUGUGCUUAAUUUCUCGGGGCAUCCCAGUCUCACCCUUAUGCAAAUGUCCAACACAAUUUGGAUAAUGUUAUUCAAACACGAACAUGUUAAAACCGAUUCGCUUCUCGUGUCCUACAUCCCAAAGUUUGUAGAAAAUGCCGCACCCAAAGUGGUUAAACACGCCUAUCCAAAAAAACAGUACAUGAAUGGUUUAAGCUCGUAUUUUGUAGAUUAUGACACUGAGAAAGAAUACAAUACGUUGUCGCAUCGGCUGCGCAUGGAUUUACUUGAGGGUUUGCGUGCCGCGACACUAGUUGCACCUCUGGUCACUUUCGCUUACGUUCAGCAAUGGCUGACUGUCAAAAUUCGCAAGGGCUUGGAGAACCCCGCUUACAAAAGUGAUCCCCUCGAUCCGGAAUAUCUUGAGUGGGAGGCUCUUUCCAAUGCCCUUGACGCGGUCGUCUCACGUAUAUUGCUCGUAAGCGAGCGUCCUAGCGUUCAAACGGGCUUGCAACUGAUAGAGCUCUGCUUGAGCUAUUCGCCACAGGACGCCUGGAUACAAUCAUCUUUGCUGUCCUGCAUCAGCGCGCUGUUUGUCUUUCUAUCGAUGUCAACGGGCUCGAUGGCAAUACCCGGUGUCGCUUUACUUCCCCGCGUACUCGAGAAAAUAUUUGCCUCACUGGUGUACCUCGGACCCGGAGAGACACUGGAGAACAUGUCAAAGGCGACGAAAAACGUGAGGAGGCAUGCUGAUAAUUUGAUGGUCAAAAUUGGUUUGAAGUUUCCUCUGCUUCUGCUACCGAUUUUCGAUCAGAUCCAUACAACUAUCAGGGGACUUGUUAGACAAUUGACCCGCAUUGAGACUUUAGCUCUGUACGAAGCCCUUUUGCUCAUAACGAAUCACUUCUGUGACUACGAGAGACAAUCGCGAUUCAUCACAGAGAUCAUAGGAGAAUCCUCUUCACAGUUCAUCAAUGUAGGAGUUGAAGUAUUCAAAGGCCCGAUUGAGUUAAUGCGCUUUAUCGGCUUAGAUCGACCAGCAAUCGACGCUGGACCUAAUGAUCCGUUAGUCCAGAACCGAUCAAAUCUAACGUUCUACGUGAACACGGUGAUGUGCAUUGUGAAACGAUGCUCAAUACCUGACGAUCCAGAUCGCGCUGCUCGUGGUGGUUUCGUCGCUGCUGUCAGCGAAAGUGGCAAUCCUGUAUACAGAAAUCCUGCGACUCCGCACAUUCUGCCGGUUAUACCACCUUUAUUCGCACUUCUACGAGCAAUGAAUGCAUUAUUCACUCCAGCCGCUCUCAGUGUGCUUUCCGAUGGAUACAAAAAUGCCCACAAUAUCUUGGAAUCGGAAAAAAUGUUUUUGAUAGGCUUGACCUCGAACAACUGCGACAGCUUAGCAGAAACGGAAAGCAAUCCAUUGACGAGAAUGCAGACUUUCCUUUCCACCACUCACGAUAGCUGUUAUCAUUUACUCAGUAGUGCCUGUCAUACGAUAGGUCGAGAACUUUAUCAGGUCAACGGUCUGACGAAUGCACUUUUGGACUCUGUUUUUUCAAAUCUUGAGUCCAUUCCAGACCACAGAUUACGUCCUAUUAUUCGCGUGUUUAUGAAAUCUUUUGUACACUGGUGUCCACCUGCGUAUUACGAAACGGUCCUUGUUCCUGUUCUGGCGCAUGUAUCUACUCACAUGUACCAGAGAUUGAGUACCAAGUGGCAGUACAUAACUCGUUUGUACGAAUCCGGUACUUUUGAUGACGAGAAUACUGACACCCAAGAGGUGAUCGAUGACAUGCUUAAUCGCAACUUGUCGCGCGAGUUUGUUGAUGUAUUGAAAGUAGCCCUGGUAGGUGGUACGGCAAUCGAUGCCUCACCUCCUGAUUCAAUGGAACUGGACGGUGGUGGAAUGGUUGUUGACCAACCGUCCCCACCCCUACGAAGCAAUAAUAGUUUCGUUGUUGAGAUAGUAAGUGAACUGGGAGCAUUUAUUUUACGACAUCCAUCGACCAGUAACAGCGUUGUUUUGUGCAUUCUGGGAGCCCUAUCAUGGAACGAUUCAACGUCUAGCUUCAAGGCAACGAUGCUAACGGGGCCGGUGGUACGAGCCCUUGUAGCGGACGGCAGUUUAACACCAACUAUGGCCGCGCAUGUGAUGAUAGCGGUACUUCGGGGUCUACAGUUGCAUGGACAGCAUGACUCAAACCAAGGCUUACUAAUAACUUUAGGCGCUCAACUGUACGAACUUCUCAGACCCAAGUUUCCGAACAUCAUUGAGGUGAUGCAGCAAAUCCCAGGCGUUAAUCCAACCGACCUGCAGCGCUUUGAUGAGAAAAUGUCUGUUGUCAGUGGCAAAGGCAAUAAAGUUGAAAAGGGUAAAAAAGAUCUAUUCAAAAAAAUCACAAACCAGUUGAUCGGAAGAAACAUUAGUCAACUCUUCCGCAAAGAAGUCAAAAUAGACAAUCUACCGCGAAUCGAGGUCGCUCCCAAACAAAUUAUUCGAGAAGACGUUAUUUCUAAUAAAUCCAAGGAAUCAGGUUUAACUGCACUGUUUGCCGAACCCACGUAGCGAACGAUUGUCAGUCAUAUCGUACAAAUUUGGUAUAUCUCAAUAAAUAGUUAUAAAUUUCUCUAACAUUAUUCAGAAAAAAAAUUUCAAAGAAUGAAGAAAGUUGCUCGUUGAGUAAUUUUUAAUGAAAGUAUGUCUGGAUUAUUGUAGAGUGAUAUGUUGCUUGUUUUUU
Messenger RNA from Copidosoma floridanum, 4434 nucleotides. RefSeq names its product exportin-5-like protein Ranbp21 (gene Ranbp21). Gene Ontology annotation, molecular function: small GTPase binding; nuclear export signal receptor activity; RNA binding. The record is from RefSeq and is a predicted model, not a curated record. Gene Ontology annotation, cellular component: RNA nuclear export complex; nucleus; cytoplasm. NCBI's taxonomy places the organism in Eukaryota, Metazoa, Arthropoda, Insecta, Hymenoptera, Encyrtidae. Gene Ontology annotation, biological process: RNA export from nucleus; protein export from nucleus.